AUGUAUAUCUUUUUGAAAUUGGUGGGAAAAACCAUAACGUUGGAAGUAGAGUCAAAUGACACCAUCAGCAAUGUUAAACAAAAGAUCCAAGAUAAAGAAGGAUAUCCCUCCGAUAAACUACGUUUAAUUUUUGCUGGCAAGCAAUUGGAAGAUUUUCGUACCUUAAGCGAUUACAAGAUCAAUAAAUAUUCCACACUUCAUCAUGUACAAGCACUUCGUGGCGGAAUGUUUCAAACAACCAGUGGCCGCGAAGGAUUUAAUCCAUUGCCGCCACUCUCACAAAACAUGCAAAAGAAUGUUUUGAAAGAUAUCUCCGCUGUUUCUGUUGCCAUUUCUCCAAAACUUCCAAACACAAAAGAAGACUUGUUGGUUGUGUUACGCGAGGAGGAACGGCGAAGGUUUUCGCCUGAAAUACAAAAACAGUAUUAUAAUGUUGGGAGUGACCCCAAAUGCGGAAAGGAUUGGAUGGAUGUUACCGAUCAGAUGCAACAUGAGUUAGUUCGAGAAUUUGGCUAUUCGGAUGAGGCUGUACAACUAUUGAGACGCGCUCCGCAGAUUUAUCCAGACGAUCCUGCAUUCCACACCACUCAAGUAUAUGUUCGUAACAACAUUGCACAUAUUGGAGACCUUACCGAAGGAAUGUCGGCUCCCGAUUGCUCACUGGUUUCCCUAGAAUCUUCAGCAACAAUUGGCAACGUCACUUCACCGGAUCUAAUUCUUUUACACUCACUUUGUCAACCAGGACGGCCUCUCGUUCUCCUCGGCGGAUCGUAUACCUGUCCUUUAUUCCGAUACAUAUCUCAUGUUCUCAAUGACAUAUAUAGGCGAUAUCGAACACACGUGGAUUUCUACAUGAUCCAAAUUCGAGAAGCACACGCCAGCGAUGUUUGGCCUAUUGGUAAUAUCGUAGCCGUCAAGGAGCACCGCACUUUAACCGAUCGUUUAAACGCCGCACAUGAAAUGGUCAGAGCGACCCAGUUAGAGAUCCCUGUGUUGGCAGAUACGAUGAAUGAUACUUUCUUAAAGUUGUACGCACCCUGGCCGUUCCGUUUUUUUGUCGUUGUAGAUGGUAUUUUAAGACUAGUGGGGAUGCCAAAAGAGGCACAUUAUGAUACAACAGACCUAGUCAAGUGCUUGGACGCUCUUUUGGAUCGCAAAAAAGAGUAA
Molecule: messenger RNA, 1167 nt
Organism: Ambispora gerdemannii
Lineage: Eukaryota; Fungi; Glomeromycota; Glomeromycetes; Archaeosporales; Ambisporaceae
Source: the annotation of a GenBank genome assembly